AUAGUCACAGUCAAGACUAGACUUGGUCAAACUGUUAAUAUCUGCUACAGUAUGUAAUUGACUACUCAUAAUUCUCACUGCAUAUUAUGUAGAAGAGCAAAAGACAUCUAAAUGUAUCAGAUCUGUUGAUAAUAUCAUGUCUUCGGCAGUCGACGUCUACAAUGUGUCAUCUGAUCUGUCUCUUCAGGGCUUCGAUUUGUCUCCUGAGAAAGCCAUAAUUGCAUUUUUCUUUGCUAUUGUGAAUUAUAUAAUCAUACUGUUGUGCAACUCCUUUCUUCUGUUCACCAUCAUAAGCAAUAAGGCUCUUCAUGAACCCAUGCACAUUCUUCUGUUAAAUUUGCCCAUUAAUGACCUCAUAGGCUCCACAUGUCUGUUCCCUCAUGUCAUGCGGGAGCUUCUGUUUGACACCAGGACUAUGUCGUUCUCCGUCUGCAUUACUCAGGCUUUCUUUAUACAUGUAUAUGCAGUAUCUGCUGUCUUUAUCUUGGCUGCAAUGGCAUAUGAUAGAUAUGUUGCCAUAUGCCAGCCGAUGAGAUACACUACAAUUAUGACCAAUAUCCACCUCGCCAAGAUCAUCUCUUUGGUUUGGCUCUCUAAUUUGAUACUAAUGGCAGUGCUUUUUAUUCUUCUCCUCCGUCUGCCUCGCUGUAGGUCUUUCCUCAACCAUCCAUACUGCGACAAUCCCUCUCUGCUUCAGCUGGUUUGUGCAGAUACGACUAUUAAUAAUAUUUAUGGACUGUUAAUGACAGCCGUGUCUCAAGUGUGUUCAUUGGGUUUAAUUAUGUACUCAUAUUUACGCAUUCUUAUAGCAUGUUUCCGUAACAAACGUUCCGACACGAGGAGCAAAGCUCUUCAGACGUGCGGCACACAUCUGGUUGUUUUUGGCUUGUUUGAAUGUUUGGGUCUUUUCACAAUAAUCUCAUAUAGGAUUAAAGAUAUUUCUAUUCAUCUGAGGAAAUUCAUUGCGGUCGCUGCUAUGAUAUUGCCCCCAACGAUGAACCCUGUUAUAUAUGGACUGAGGACUAAAGAAAUAAGAGUUAAAGGGAUCAAAUUUUUCCACAGAAAAGUUUUUGUGUCAUGAAGAAAAGAAACACAGGAGAGAAUACUGAAAAUAAACCUCACAUUUAAUUUCUACAAAAGUUGAUAAGAUGUAGACAUGCUUUCAUUUAUGUGACAUUAUUAUAUAUUUUUUUAUUUACACACAUUUAUAAGCCAUUUCAGAAGUUGUAAACAUCCUGUACAAAUUCCAUUAUAUCUAACUUAUAUAUUAAUGCUAGAUUUAUUAAUUAUAGUCAAGGUUUAUUAUUAUAUAUAACAUAUCUAAAUAUUUUUUCAUUUUUGAUUCUCUCACAUGCCAUGUUUUGUUGUAAAUGAAUGUGACCAGCCUUUAUUGUUUAAAAUAAAAUAGUUUCAAAGCUAA
This is a messenger RNA of Danio rerio (zebrafish), 1420 nucleotides long. RefSeq names its product odorant receptor 15.37 (gene or15.37). Gene Ontology annotation, molecular function: G protein-coupled receptor activity; olfactory receptor activity. Lineage: Eukaryota; Metazoa; Chordata; Actinopteri; Cypriniformes; Danionidae. The record is from RefSeq and is marked predicted. Gene Ontology annotation, cellular component: membrane; plasma membrane. Gene Ontology annotation, biological process: signal transduction; G protein-coupled receptor signaling pathway.